AUGGUCGAGCAAGAUAAUGGCCCUCUACAGAAAUUGCUCAAAACACAAUACGAUGCUGUCUUUCAUUUAAAGGAUGAAAACGGCAUAGAAAUAUAUCCAAUAUUCAAUGUACUGCCACCAAAAAAAGAAUAUCCAGACUACUACAUUAUAAUAAGGAACCCAGUAUCCUUAAACACUUUGAAAAAGCGAUUACCUCAUUACGCUUCACCCCAAGAUUUUGUCAACGAUUUUGCUCAAAUUUCUUGGAAUGCUAUGACAUAUAAUGCGAAGGAUUCAGUUAUUUAUAAGUAUGCCACCAUUCUUGAGUCAUUCAUUAAGAGUAAAGUCAUAGUCAAUAUAAGGAACUACUAUCCGGAGGUGAACUAUCCUUCUUUAGGUCGAAUUCCGGAAUCUUUAGGUGAUGUUAUACAACCAUCCAAUUUGUCCUUGAACCUCACCAAUAUACCGGGAAACAACGAAAGAGCUGAAUUAAAUUCAGAGAUAAAAAUGGCUUUCGCAAAACUCGAUAAUUCGAUCAUCGAAAAGAAACAAAUAAGCCAGGAUUACAGAGGGCAACAAAAAAACUCAUCGACGCUUCCAAUUCACUCUGCCUCCAUUACACCGCAGCCGCAGGUCUCACCGACUCCAGUUAUUAACUAUACAAAUGCUAGCACUGCACAUCCAAAAACUCACGUUAGACGUGGUAGACCGCCAGUCAUUGAUCUUCCCUACGUACUGAGGAUUAAGAAUAUUUUGAAGAUGAUGAGAAGAGAAGUCGAUCAAAACAAUAAGACGCUUACUCUAUAUUUUGAGAAAUUACCAGAUAGAAAUGAGGAGCCGACCUACUACUCAGUUGUAACGGACCCUAUUUGCUUAAUGGAUAUCAGGAAAAAGGUUAAAUCUAGAAAAUAUAAAAAUUUCAACAGUUUUGAGGCAGAUUUUCACUUAAUGUUAACAAAUUUCAAGCUUUAUUAUUCUCAAGAUCAAAGUAAUAUAAUACGAGCCCAACUAUUGGAGAAGAAUUUCAACAGGUUAGUGCGAAUUGAAUUAUCUAAACCUGAUGAAGAUUAUUUACCUGAGGGCGAGUUAAGAUAUCCCCUGGAUGAAGUUGAAAUAAAUGAUGAAAAGUAUCAAAUAGGUGACUGGGUUCUUUUAUCCAAUCCAAAUGACAUCAAUAAACCUAUUGUAGGUCAGAUUUUCAGGUUAUGGUCAACAACAGAUGGAAACAAAUGGUUAAAUGCCUGCUGGUAUUUUAGGCCGGAACAAACCGUUCAUCGAGUUGAUAGGCUAUUUUAUAAAAACGAAGUCAUGAAAACUGGUCAAUAUAGAGAUCAUCCUAUUCAGGACGUCAAGGGAAAGUGCUAUGUCAUCCAUUUUACUAGAUUUCAGCGUGGAGAUCCUAGCACCAAAGUCAAUGGUCCCCAAUUUGUUUGUGAAUUUCGUUAUAACGAAAGUGAUAAAGUUUUUAACAAGAUUAGGACUUGGAAAGCUUGUUUACCGGAAGAACUCCGUGACAAAGAUGAAUCAACAAUACCUGUGAAUGGCAGAAAAUUCUUCAAAUAUCCUUCCCCAAUAGCUGAUUUAUUACCACCGAACGCUACCUUAAAUGACAAAAUCCCAGAACCUACAGAGGGUGCACCUACGGCACCGCCAUUAGUAGGUGCUGUGUAUUUAGGCCCAAAAUUAGAAAGAGAUGAUUUAGGAGAAUAUUUAACGUCUGAUGACUGUCCACGGUAUAUAAUAAGACCAAAUGACCCACCAGAAGAGGGCAAGAUUGAUUACGAGACAGGGACAAUAAUUACGGAUACUUUGACGACAAGUAGUAUGCCCAAAGUAAACAGUUCUUCUACGAUACGUUUACCUACCCUAAAGCAGGCGAAAUCAAUUUCCAACUCCAAUUUUAGGUCUUCAUCAAAUACUCCACUAUUGCAUCAAAAUUUUAAUCAAACUUCUAAUCUUUUGAAAUUAGAGAAUAUGAAAAAUAACUCAGAUAGUUUAUUGUCACACUCUUCCAUUCCCAAAUUCCAAUCCCCAAAUUUAGGAGAACAGGUUAACCGUUCCAAAUACUAUAACGCAAAAAAACACACACAUGCAUCAUCAACAGCUCCCAAAAAGUCUGCAUCUAAAAGUUUUACAUUGUCCUCAAUGAUCAAUAGUUUAACUGCACAUACGUCCAAGUAUAACUUCAAUCAUAUUGUCAUCGAAGCUCCGGGUGCAUUCGUUGUCCCUAUCCCAGUGCAAAAAAAUAUAAAAACAGUACAGUCAACAGAAAGUUCCAAUAGAGUGAGUCUAAAAAAUGCUCCAAAUCUGGCCACUGCUGUUAUAGAUGGUACUAAGCAAUCCAACGAACAAAUAAUAUGGUUUAAAGGGCCUGGUGUAAAGAUAACGGAAAGGCUAAUAGAUUCCGGAAAUGAUUUAGUACGAAUACCCUUGAACAGAUGGUUCUGCAAAAAUAAAAAAAGGAAACUAGACUAUGAAGAAACCGAAGAAGAUAUCGUAGAACCAUCCAAUGACUUCAGUGAAGAUAUGAUUGCUAGUAUGUUCAAUCCUCCACCCAGCUUAAGUUUAGAUAUGGAUUUAAAUCUAAGUCCAUCUUCGAAUAAUUCUAUCAAUUUCAUGGAUAUGAGCGCAACGGCAAGCGGUCGUAAUGAAGGGAAAGAAUGCGAUACGGCAGAAGAGAGCGAAGACGAAAACGAAGAGACAGAUGACGAGCAUGAAAUGGAAGAUGUCCCCACUACUUCCGCUUUUGGCCUAAAUUCAUCUGCUGAAUACCUUGCAUUUAGAUUACGAGAACUCAAUAAAUGA
This is a messenger RNA of Saccharomyces mikatae IFO 1815, 2784 nucleotides long. It is a transcript of the gene RSC1, whose product is annotated as RSC subunit protein RSC1. The transcript has a single exon. The record is from RefSeq and is a predicted model, not a curated record. Bases 1 to 2784 code for a protein of 927 amino acids. Lineage: Eukaryota; Fungi; Ascomycota; Saccharomycetes; Saccharomycetales; Saccharomycetaceae. Gene Ontology annotation, molecular function: protein binding; chromatin binding. Gene Ontology annotation, cellular component: RSC-type complex. Gene Ontology annotation, biological process: chromatin remodeling.